Messenger RNA from Cladophialophora immunda, 1805 nucleotides. RefSeq lists its product as uncharacterized. The transcript has 2 exons. Bases 595 to 1578 code for a protein of 327 amino acids. Lineage: Eukaryota; Fungi; Ascomycota; Eurotiomycetes; Chaetothyriales; Herpotrichiellaceae. Gene Ontology annotation, molecular function: catalytic activity. The record is from RefSeq and is a predicted model, not a curated record.
ACGACAAGGGCUCGUCCCAAGCCUAUCGGAAGCCCCCCAUGUCUACGUCUCCUUGAAAAAGGAUCAUCUCCAUGGACUUAACGAGACACUGAUGAGCGAGAAAGAGCCGGGAAUGUUACUUGUUUGAGAGCUGAUCCACGGGCAGCAGCAGAUAGUGGCAUCGAAGAGGAACAGCGCAACGGCUUAGGAAAUCCAGAGCCAUUAGGCCGCGGCUGAUCUAAUGGAGCUACAACUUUGCACACGCCCAAUCUCAAUGGGACUUUUCAAGCGGGAUGCUAGGGCCCGAAUCUACAAAAACUACGAGGGUUAAGUGUCUUCAUACGUGAACCCCCCCGCAAUACCGGAUUCGCCGAAGGAUUCUGCCUGUACAACACUGCUUACGCCCGUUACACUUCUGGUCCAUUGUCGGGGCUCUUGGAACCAGCAUGGCUGUGCUGACUGAUACCUUAACCUAGGCAGCAUACUGACUCGUGUUAUAUAAGUCAAGAGCCUUGUCCACUAUCAAAAGCGACCAGAAACCAUUCCCUCCCUCUCUUACUGUCUCCACCAUCUGCAUACUCAGAAACGUAACAAGUUUGGACCAUCGCAGGCACAAUGGACAAGCUGGAGAAGAAAACGCUCGAUGUCACGCGGGGCUUCACUUACACAUACUAUACCAGUCCUGCCAAGGAUGGUCGCCCUACUUUGUUCUUGGUCCAUGGUUUCCCAGAUGCCCCGGAUACAUAUGAGGAAGCGAUUCAAGACUAUCUGCUCCCCAACGGAUACGGUGUCAUUGCGAUAGACUGCUUAGGCUACAAUGGCACCUCCAAGCCCACCGACAAGGAAUCCUACAACAUGCAGUUGAUGUCCCAGGACCUCAAAGAGAUCAUUGACAAGGAAGGACUCGACAAGGUCAUUCCCCUGGGCCAUGACUGGGGCUCCGGUGUCGUUCAACGCUUCUACAACUUCCACGCCGACCGAUGUUGCGGCCUGGUCCUCCUGAACGUCGCCUACAUGCCCCCACCAGCCGAACCGUUCAACCUCGACAACACUCUCGAACUCACCAAAGGAAUCUUCGGCUACGGCACCUACUGGUACUGGAAGCUGUUCACCGCCGACGACGGCGCACAGGUCAUGGACGCGCACCUGGAGCCCAUGUGGGACGUCGCGCACGGCGAACCCGAGACGUGGCUCGAGACACUGUGCAAGCCCGACGGGGUCAGAAGCUUCCUUCUCGCCGAUAAGAGGCAGCCCACGAUGGCCUACGCGACCGAGGAGCGCAAGCAGAAGUGGAUCGCCUCUAUGAAGGAAGGCGGCUUCGACGCGCCGCUGAACUAUUACCGCUCCAUGGUGUUUGGCGUGCAGGACCAGGCAAACGCCCACAUCCCCAAGGAGAACAUCCCCGUCAAAUGCCCGCUCUUGUUCUGGGGUGGCAACAGGGAUAUGGUUUGCAGGCCCGAGUUGCUGCAGAUGAGUCUGGAUGCUGGCUUGAUCCCGGACAGCACCCAAGUCGUGGUGGAUUCGGGACAUUGGGCUCAUUUGGACAAGCCGAAGGAGUUUGGAGAGGCUCUGGUAGGUUGGUUGAAGCAGAAAUUCUGAGAGGUAAAGCUUUAGGGCACGACGCUCGAGACCUGGGAAUUGCGAUCAUUUUUGUCUGGUCGAAUACUUGUUUUGUCAUCAACUGGCCAGUUCAGACCCUAGAUGACUUUAUGCCCAUCUUUCUCAGACAGAUAGCCAAUGGACUCGGAUUGAUCAUAAAUCAAAAGAAUGACCGCCACUGGUCAUCAGAGUUCUCAAGCGGAUGCCUUUGGAAGCGAAACCUCCAC